AUGCCGUGCCUUCGUUCUCAGAAGCGUCUUGCCUCCAGUAUUCUUAAAUGCGGCAAGCGCCGUGUGUGGCUUGAUCCUGCAGAGGCCAGUGAUAUUUCAAACGCCUCGUCCCGUCAGCAGGUCAGAAAACUGAUUGCCGAUGGGCUUGUCAUCAAAAAGCCUCAAGCCAUCCAUUCUCGGGCCCGUGUGAGAGCCAUGUUAGAGGCCAAGAGAAAGGGCCGCCACUCUGGACCAGGUAAGCGCAAGGGUACGGCCGAGGCUCGUAUGCCCUCCCGCAUCCUAUGGAUGCGCCGCAUGCGCGUUCUUCGUCGCCUGCUACGCAAGUAUAGGGAGUCUGGAAAAAUCGACAAGCAUCUUUACCAUGACCUCUAUCUUAAGGUCAAGGGUAACGUCUACAAGAACAAGCGCGUCCUCAUCGAGGCUAUUCACAAAAUCAAGGCAGAGACCCUGCGUACCAAGAUGCUUGCCGACCAGGCCGAAGCUCUUCGCAUCCGCAAGAAAUCCGCCUAUGAUAAGAAGCAUGAGCGUGUUGCUGCAAAAAAAGCUGCUUCCGACAAUCACUACUCAGAGGAGAUGAAGAAGGAAAUUGCCAAGCAGAAGAAAUAA
Mitosporidium daphniae is the source of this 606-nucleotide messenger RNA. RefSeq names its product ribosomal protein L19. Gene Ontology annotation, biological process: translation. Bases 1 to 606 code for a protein of 201 amino acids. Lineage: Eukaryota; Fungi; Microsporidia. The transcript has a single exon. Gene Ontology annotation, cellular component: ribosome; cytosolic large ribosomal subunit. Gene Ontology annotation, molecular function: RNA binding; structural constituent of ribosome. The record is from RefSeq and is a predicted model, not a curated record.